Peronospora matthiolae is the source of this 540-nucleotide messenger RNA. NCBI's taxonomy places the organism in Eukaryota, Oomycota, Peronosporomycetes, Peronosporales, Peronosporaceae. The record is from the annotation of a GenBank genome assembly.
AUGAGAGCUGUGCCGACUUGGCCCCGCAGGUUGUUUACGCUAGCGCUUCUUGCGCGGGACAGCGCUGCUGCGGAUGGCGAGCAGCAGGUGCUGUUGGGUUUGAAGAAACGAGGAUUUGGCGUGGGCAAGUGGAACGGAUUUGGCGGUAAAGUAGAGGCGACGGAUGCUAGUAUUGUAGCGGCGGCGGCGAGGGAAGUGCUGGAAGAAGCGAAGGUGCACGUCCGGAGCGAGGAUUUCGAGUCCUGUGGUGUGCUGCUGUUCUCGUUUGAGGAGCGCGAAGAAGUCAAGGAAGUGCACGUGUUUUGGACGCACCGGUUCUCGGGCGAGCCGUCAGAGAGCGAGGAGAUGAAGCCGCAGUGGUACGACGUCUCUCAAAUUCCGUUCGGAAGCAUGUGGGCGGACGACAAGAUUUGGCUUCCUCACGUGCUGAGCGGUAAGAUCGUGCAAGGCCACUUUCACUUUGCAGCGAACGAAGACUUUAUGCUGGACUACGAGCUGGAAGUAUCGACGAGACAAGUGACCGGGACUGAGGCACUUUGA